This is a messenger RNA of Balaenoptera musculus (blue whale), 409 nucleotides long. RefSeq names its product pre-B-cell leukemia transcription factor 4-like. Gene Ontology annotation, cellular component: nucleus. Gene Ontology annotation, molecular function: DNA-binding transcription factor activity. NCBI's taxonomy places the organism in Eukaryota, Metazoa, Chordata, Mammalia, Artiodactyla, Balaenopteridae. The record is from RefSeq and is a predicted model, not a curated record. The transcript is spliced from 2 exons. Bases 1 to 378 code for a protein of 125 amino acids.
AUGACGUCCGCUCGAGCUCUCCAGGCUCGGCGGCUCCUGGUUAAGCGCCCGCCGCGCCCCGCCCCCCGCGCCGCCCCGCCCCGCGCCGCCGCGCCCGGGACGCCGCCGCGCCCCGAUACGGGCGACGUCCUGCAGCAGAUCAUGGCCAUCACCGACCGGAGCCUGGAGGAGGCGCGGGCCAGAAAGCAUGCUCUGAAUUGCCAUGGGAUGAAGCCUGCUCUCUUCAGUGUGCUCUGUGAGAUCAAGGAAAAGACAGUUGCAAAGUGGGGCUACCAAGAGGGGUGCUGUGAGGAUCAGAUGAGAGACAUGGCACAGAAUCAGCACACAAUCCACGUUAGCUGUUGCUCAACAAACAUCGGUUGGCUGGCUGCCCAGUAGGUGGGAGGCCUUUCGCAUCCAUCCAUCCAUC